Molecule: messenger RNA, 3150 nt
Organism: Filobasidium floriforme
Lineage: Eukaryota; Fungi; Basidiomycota; Tremellomycetes; Filobasidiales; Filobasidiaceae
Exons: 3
Coding region: 1-3150 (1049 amino acids)
Source: RefSeq, a predicted model, not a curated record
AUGUCUCGACAAGUUGGACAGAGCUUCUGGGCCGAGCUUUCGGGAUCAGAUGUGCCAUCAGGCUCCUUCUUUUUCGAAACUUUGACGAUUUCCAUCGGGUUCAAACGAGGUCGUCUAUACCUUAUCCCAGCCAUGCCAUCUCGGCUCGAUCGCCGUGAAAGUGUAGAGCGGAUCGAUGAUCCAUUCACCUUCAGCAGCGACUUAUAUAUCGCGAGAUGUUCCUGGCAGAAAAUCUUCGAGACGACGGGUUCGAUGAUGAUUACGACCAUGAUCAUGUUCGCUUCUCAAGGUCUAGCUUCCGAUGCUAUGCAGUGGACGUCCUCUCCCAUGUCAAACUACUCUGUUGAAUCUCCAGGCGACCUCCGGCGGCUCUCAGGAGAAGGCGACGUUGAGGAUCAUUGCGAAACAGAGUACGAAGAUAUCGCAGCCGCCACGGCAUGGAACUCGAGCUCAGCGAACGAAAAGAGCUCUUACUCAACUGCUGAGUUCGGUCCAUAUGACAGGUUUCUUCCCUGGACGGUGUCGGGAUUGUCUGCGGAUCGUAGACCCUCGAUCAUCUCGAUUUCUCCUCGAGGCAGCCCGUCGAGAUCGCUUACACCCAGACGAAUGGUGCGACUGGAUUCGCCUACCAACGCGACACGGAGAGGAUCAGAAUCUAGUUUGCUCGGAUCCCAACUGAGCGCCUCUCUACCAUCUCGGAGACGGUCGAGUAAUCAGUCUCAUCAGCUCCUGCAAGAGGUGUUACAACGUCGCGCGAGCGCAGUCAGCAUGUCCAGCGCAGUCAGCGAAGCCUCCUCGAGGAACACGGAACGAGAUUGGGAGCGCGAUCAGAUCGACAAGAUCCGCAGUAUGAAUAGCCUUGGACGAAGGUUCUCGGAAGUGGUAGAAAUCGUGCCUCGCUCUCCUGAAUCCUCCUCGUCAGAGGAGGAGGAGGAGGACCGGGAUUACACGCCGAGCAUCUUGCCUGGUCGCCGGGGAGCUGCCAACACGUGGUCGCCGGAUACCGAAGACAUCCCCACUGACGAUGAAUCCGAGGUGCAAUCCCUUCCACCCACGGCCACCCCCGAUACUUCUAUGCGGCAACCCAUGGCGUUUUCCAACUUUCCCCUAGCGAGUGUGGCUACCGCGAUAGAUUACCGCUCCGAUGCCAAUCGAUACCCGCGCCUGGACGUGUUCGCUUCCAGGACAACAAACCAGCUAGAGACUCCUUCUCCGGAGAUGGCCCCAGCAGAGUUUCUCCGGAGGCUGAGGGAACCCAUCACGCUGCGUGGUUGGACGCCGCAUGCUCGGCCUGUAGUCAGCGGACACGAGGGGUCAGAAUCAACGCCGCUGCGUGUCGCAUCGGUCGCUGAUAACAUCUCCAGUCAGUUAUUCCGAGCUAGCCGUGCCAAAACGUUGCCCGAUCUCCAAGUUCAAGAGGAUCGCAAUGAUUCGGCUUGGGUCCACUCGACGCUCGAUGCUCUUGCUACACCGACGUUAGGCGCCACCCAGAAUGUGCCGGACGGCAUGGACGAAGCCCCGGAGCUGCCGACCAAGAGAGGCUCUUUCGCAGAUGGGGUAGAAGAGUUCGGCUUUCUAGCUUCAGAGAUCUCAGUAGGCACGCCUAAGCAGAGCCAAGUCUCGCCCCUCCUUACCCCAAGGCCCGCUGGAAGGACUAUCACUUUGCCACCCAUUUCCCUCUUUGAUACCCCUCUGAUGCCGACUCCGUCUAUCAAGUUUGAUGGUAUGGCCGCUUUCCUGGGCAAGCCGGACGCUACGGCAAGCGCACCAGUCUCACCUCAGCGACAGGAGCUAGAAGAGAGUACCCCAACCAUGUCGACCACGCCCAAUGCGCUGGGUUUCCCCGCACCUACAGGCACUCGUAGGGCGCGACCCACUUCGCUGCAGGUCAUGCCUGCACGAAACGACCACUUGAGCGAGAUCCGAAGCAGGCCGAGAUCCGGCGGUCUCGCCAUUUCAAAUGCAGACCUUCCAGGGGCCUUGAACCCGGUUUGGGCAAACGAGUGGUCCGGCGGGUCUCGCUUCCCCAGCAUGAUGUCGGUGAAAAGACCUACAAUGGGGAACCGGUCCGUCACCUCGCCAGCUGUGGUCACAGCGGGAUCUCCUCGAGAGAACCGAAUCUCGCGCAAGCCGGUUCCAUCUUAUUCACCUCUGACGGAAUGCGACGAGUCCCAUAUGGGGUCGCCUCUCCUCUUAUCUGAUGGCACUUCGCUUCACAACGCGCACGCCAAGACCGGAUCGUCUUCUGGCGGUGCAGGUGUCGACUCUCCAAUCACCAGGGAAGAGAGAGCGAAAUUCGAUCGACGAGAACAAAGGCGCGUCGAGAGGAAACAAUGCCGGCGGUGCCAGGAAAAGCGGGCGCUUCGCCUGCUGACCGAAUCGAUCAUGAUGGGAAUCGAAUCAACGGGGUCACCCAGACAAGCUGCUCAUACACAUGAACAUCGGCACCAUCGGAGACAGCAGCAUUCGCAAGACCGCGAUACCCCGAGGCAGACCUCAGACCUGUUGUCGCCCGCCGUAGCACCUACUGAACCACUCCGCAGCCCUCCAACUGUUCACCGGACUGCGCUCCCUCAAAGGCGAAGUUUGCCUCCUGCCCCUACUCAAUUCAGACCGACAGUUACGGCACGACCAGGCAUGGCUCCCCGCUCCUAUUCCGAAAUGCAAAGCGGGCCGUAUCCUUCACAGCCUCGAGUCACAUACGGCCCCACGGUCAUCGAUACCGACCGUGUUCCUCAUCACCAUACGAACCCGGGUCCUGCCAUUUCCGGACCUAUACUCAUCUCUAGCACGUCGCAAAACUCUGACGUACGGAAGUCAUUGGCGGCUGAGGUGUCACCUCCAUCCCGGACGAGCGGGGCGCGCCCUGUAUUGCGAAGAUCCGUUUCGACAUCGGAUUCCCGUCGACAAAGCAAACGAGGUACUUUUGCCAGGCUCUUGCACGCCUUCGAUCCUCACCAUCACGAGGAGAAGCACAGCCUAAGGGCCUCGAAAAGCUUCUCGAACGAGCCCAAGUCCGAGCGCAUUUCGACAGAUGGAUCCAAUCUGGAAUUGACGAGAGCGCUACGAGAGAGGGCAACUGCGGGGCUCUUUCAGCACCACGAUGAAGCUGCCAAGAAGUACUUUAGGAGGUCGGGGGGAUAUCAAUAA